Messenger RNA from Plasmodium malariae, 3180 nucleotides. RefSeq names its product conserved Plasmodium protein, unknown function. The record is from RefSeq and is a predicted model, not a curated record. The transcript has 3 exons. Bases 1 to 3180 code for a protein of 1059 amino acids. NCBI's taxonomy places the organism in Eukaryota, Apicomplexa, Aconoidasida, Haemosporida, Plasmodiidae.
AUGAGACUUUUUCCUCUCGCUUUUCUAGUCAAUAAAAGAAACUUUAGCAAAUACAAUUUUUUCAUAUCCACUAGAAAAGGAGGAGAGGCCUUGCUAAAAAAUGAUAUAAAAUAUUUAUAUGCAAAGGAGUUAAUGAAAUAUGAAAAGGAACAGAGAGAGUAUAAGAGCCCAGAUAAACAGAAAAAAAAAGUAAAUCAUUUAAUAAAGCUUAGUAAAGUAAAUGGUGGGAUACAACUAAAAUGUUCAACGUCGUUAAUUUAUUUAUUAACACUCAAAUGUAAAUACAUUGAAUGUAUUUGGUUAAAUGUAGCAAAAAAUAAGCCAUGUGCUUCUGUACCAUGUUUAGAGAGCAUUAUUAUGAAUAUAGAAUGGACAAAAUAUAUGAAUCCUUACGAUUUAAUGGGAAUUCCAUUAAAAAUUAUUUCUAUUAAAUCAAAACUAUUUGAUAUCUCACUUAUUAGAAGUACUAUAUAUAAGUGUUUAUACAGCAUAAUUGGUAGUACUUAUAAUGAAAAUGAAAAGAAAAAUUUAUUUUAUGGCACGCUGUCAUUACAGGAAGGUAAACAGAACAUUCCCAAAGCGUCUAUGAGCAAUACGCUCAUUGAUGAGAAUGUUACCAUGUCAACAUAUGAAAGAGAAAGAGAAAAAAAUGAAAUCAACAAUGAUAAUUUUUGGAAUAUAUUGUGUGUUCAUAUUGAAGAGAACAUAUGCAAUGUUGAUGUAAAAUUUACUGGUAAGUUAUCGCCUCGUUUUUACGAAUAUAAUUAUAUGAGAGAUUUAAGUAAUAUAAAAAAUUUGGACAGAUGUGAAAAUAUUAAUUUCUUUUCUCUUUUUAAGAAUAAUUAUAAUAUAAUGGAUGAAAAAAUAAAAAAUAUUGUAAGUGAAAAUGUACCGACAUGGUCAAUAUGUGAAGAAAAAAAAAAAAUACAAGUAGAUCAAGAAAAUGCUAAAAUGAAAGGAAAACAUAAAUUUUAUAAAUACAAUUAUUUCGAUGGUAGAUUAGGAAUAAAACAUACUAACACUUCGUUUAGUGAUAAUAAGGAAUUGUACCCCCCCAAAAAGUGGACUAGCAAAUUUGAUCCACACGACACAACAAAUAUGAAGGGAUCAGCAGAUCUUCUUGUGGCUCGUACGAAUGAAGGAAUACGACAGUAUGCAGAAAAAAUAGUCGGUGGAAAGAAUGCCUGUGGUAGAAUCCCCCUAGUUAAUUUCCCAUUUCAGGGUGAAAAGGCAUGCUUAGAACACAACUCGGCAUGUAGUGAGAGUCAAGGAAAAGGGGAAAAAUUGGACAGGGCUGAUAAGGAUGGCAAAGUAGACAGAAGAGAAAAAGCAUGCAUAUCACACAAAGAGGUUAAUAGCUCCGGCCAGAAUUCUUCACCCAAAGGGAGAGAUGAAUUAGUAAGCGGCAGGGGCAGUAGUAAUGGAAGUGGCUAUAGUCGUGGUAGUAGUAGUCGCAGUGGAAGUGUCAACGGGAGGGUUGACUGCGCGGGGGAGGAUAAAAGGGGAAGCUGGAAGAGUCAUAUCGUUAAGUAUUUAAACGAUAUGGAAAUAAAAAGGAUGCACCAUUACAAUAAUAAUUUUUUUUUAAGUGAUGACUGUUACGAUUCAGCUAGUUGUGUAUAUGCACUAAUCAUUCAGAAAUGUUUAAAAAAUAUAAAAAACAUUAAAGUAAUAUGGGAUCCAUUUUGUAGUAAUGGUAAUUUAAUAUUUGAAUUAAUUUUUUAUUUUCUAAAAAUGCCUUUGUGUCAUCACAAUGAAAUUUUACCUUUUAUGAAUUUGAAGAUAUAUGACCAAGAAGAAUUUUUGAAAAUUUAUGAUUACACUUUGAAAGUAAUGAAUUGUCAACAUAUUAAGCAUUUGCAAUUAAUUGGAUCAGACAGUAGAAGUAUCAUGGUUACUCAAUGUAAGAAAAACAUUGUCCGGUUUUCUCUGUACUAUAAGGAUAUCUUAAAGAGGGUGAUACGGGAAAAGGACGGCAAUGAGGGGCCAGCUGGGAGAAAAGGAACUGUAGAAACAGGUGCAGAGGUAGGCACAGAGGAAAACAUAAACAAAGCGGAGGGAAAACCUGCUGCGCAUCCUACAAAUGUAAAGAGAAAUUCUUUUCUAAAGAAUGUUUUAAAAAGCGAUAUGCAGGAAGAAUGUGAAGUCUCCAAUGAAGUAGAGAGUGAUGAUGAUUGCAAUUUUUUUGAUGAAUCAUCAGGUGAUAACUUUGUGAAAGAUAUUGAUGUUUUAUAUGCCCAAGAAAAAGAGAAGAAAAAGAGAAGAAAAAUGACAGAAGUCCAAAGGGGGAAAAGUCCAACAGAAGGAAGUGAUAUCUACCAAAUAGGGGUAAGGGGUAGUAACCCAAGAGAGGGUAGUAACCCAAGAGGGGUAGUAACCCAAGAGAGGGUAGUAACCCAAGAGAGGGUAGUAACCCAAGAGAGGGAAGUAACCCAAGAGGGGGUAGUAACCCAAGAGGGGGUAGUAACCCAAGAGGGGGUUGUAACCCAAGAGGGGGUAGUAACCCAAGAGGGGGAAGUAAUCGAAGAGAGGGAAGUAACUGAAGGGGGAGAAGUAACUGAAGGGGGAGAAGUAACUGAAGGGGGAGAAGCAACAGAAGGGGGUGAAGUAACAGAUGAGGAUGUAGCAACCGAAUGGGAUGAAGAAACCGAAGCAGACGAAACAACCGAAGGGGAUGAAGAAACCGAAGCGGACGAAACUACCGAAGGGGAAGUAUCAAACAUAAUAGCACCUACCAUUGAUACAUUGUCCAUAUGUACUGAAGAAGACACAGAGUAUAAUUUGAAUUUUCCUUUUGGCAUUUCUUUUCAUAAAACUCAUUUUUUCAAUAUUGCGCCAUUUGUAAAAAACGCUAUCAUAAUUACGAAAAUUCCUCACUUCAGCUUUGCAAAGGAACUGGGUGUUAGCAAAAAAACCUUCAUCCUGUAUGAACAAUUUGAGCACAUGUUAUGCUCCAAAAAUGACUGGAAGGGAGUCUACGUCUUGGUCAGAAACAAAGUUUUCUUAAAUAAGUCAAGGCUAGAAUGGAGCAAAGUAAUAACUAUAAAAGAUUCGAAAGGGAGAUAUCUAACCUUACUUAGUUGGACCGGUCGGAAAAAAUGUUUGUAUUCUUUGGCUGCUCAAGAUGAUAAGUUGAGGGAACUGGAGAAGUUCAGUGAAAAGCUGCAGUUUGAUUCGUAG